Dracunculus medinensis (Guinea worm) is the source of this 2676-nucleotide messenger RNA. The record is from the annotation of a GenBank genome assembly. Lineage: Eukaryota; Metazoa; Nematoda; Chromadorea; Rhabditida; Dracunculidae.
AUGGGCAGGGAUUCAUACAGCAUCGAGACUGUAGGAAUGUCUCAAAAUUAUAGUUUCAUCAAACAACAAGAAUAUUUCAUUUCACAGAAUUUGUCGGUUUUUUUGCGGAAAUUUUUUGCAGCAAUAACGGAAUAUGCGAAUGAAAAUCAUUUGGUAGGUUUGUCAUAUGGUUUAUGCAAGUUGGUCCAAUCCUAUCAACCAUCUCAAUAUCCAGAAGCGUGGAAUAUUAAUACAUUUAAUGACGUGUCUACUGGGCUUCUCACUGCAUUGAUUUCUAAAUGUAAUUGCUAUUGUUUUAAUAUAUUGGAAUUUACUCAUCUUCUCGAUAUUAUUGCUAGCUUAUUUGCGGGUAUUUGUGAAUUCCGUUUUAUCCAGACUGGUAAGAGAGAAGAAGAAAGUGGCUUCUCGUCACCCAAAUUAAUUGAUACCCAUAUUAUGGAUCAGUGUCUUAUUUUGCCACUAAGGGUGUUAAAUUUAUAUUAUUCAAUAAUAACUGAUCAGAAACAAAAUGUUACGAAUUAUUCAUCGUCAUUGCUUUCUCGUACUUCGUUAUCGCCGAUUCGUAAAGCUUUACCUGUAACCGGAACGGCAUCAGCCAAUGUUUCUCAACGGUCCAUAGCUAAUCUCGUAGGAACUUCAGUAAAGAUGUAUAAAGCUACGAGUUAUUUUCAUUCGUCUAGUUUGGAUCAUUUUUUUGACGCAUUGAAAGGCGCUUAUACCAAUUAUUUGAUCAGCCUCAACGAUGAAGCGAAGAAUCGUUUCUGUUCUCUUCUAAUUGCAGUAAUAUUUACGCAUCAACUUUAUUUGCAGAUACUUUUAUAUUGUGGAGUAUUGGUUGAAUUCGCUCCUGCUGAAACUGUUAAAAUUGUAUUGCAACUUUUUAAAAUUCUUUUCAGCGAUAAUUCUACAAUGCUAUCAAUUAAUGCUAUAAGGAAAAUUAUUACUUUUGAUAAAGCGAUUCCAAGAGGUGAAUUCUUCAAAGUUCAAACUGAUGCUUCAUUUCGAAUAAAAAAUAUUGAAAAAUCUUUUAUACGAGCUGCUGUCCGCGCACUCGCUGCUAUAUCCUUAAAAUCUUUUAUUGCGAAGAUGUCACUAUUAUUAAAGUUAGAACAAGGUAUUUUCAAUGUCGUGUUACAGUGGAAGAACAGUGGGAGAUGUGCCGGAUGGCUUCGAAAAGAUAUAUAUCAUAAAUCCAAUUCGUUAAGCACAUCCAUAAUAUCAGCGUACAUGGCAUCUUUUGAACCGUUCGUUUCGUUAACUAUUCGAUUAUAUCAAUCAGUUACUUCAUCUGUUGUUCAGUCAAAUAUUUUGAAUCUCAUGUGUGAACUGGUUCGUGGUGGCAUUAAUUUUCACCUCUUGGAUCCUGAAUCACAUCUGUUAAAUUUUGUAAUUGGUCAAGUUAGUGAUUUCGGAACGCUAAGCUGGUUAGCUGCUUCUGGUGGAGCAGAGGACUGUAUGUUUAUACGAUCGGUCUUUCAGUUUUUCGCCGUUCUUUCUCACAUUGAAUGUGGUGGACAUAUAUUAAUGGAAAAAAAUAAUAUGGUGAUCCUGGCUGAGAAUAUUCUAAAUGCAUCAAAAACUCGACCAGUCCUUUCUCUUUUUGCCUUGAAUUCUAUUCAUAUAGUAUUUCUUGAUAUUAUUGGAGUUCGCUAUCGCUUCGAUCCUUCUCUGUUGAAAGUUUUAAACAACGCUGCUAUUUUUUCACGAACUCAUCCAACAGAAUUGAUACAAAUUUGGGCACUGGCUAUCUACAGUUCUGCUAUCUUUGUUGAUAAAUCAUAUUUUAACGAUAUAUCCUUCUCAUUCUUCGAAACUUUGAAAACAAUGGAGACGAAGUGGACAGUAGAAACUGCUUUAAAUGUUAUCGUUGUUUUGCAGCUUUGUUCGUCAUCAAUAUUUCGUCCAGUCGAUGGAUUUUUCUAUAGAUUGAUGUAUUUCUUACGUGAUAGUAUUUUGGAUGGUUCCAAACGUUUGCUUUAUGGACUGCCUUAUUUUUUUAUUUUUUUUUGCACAUUUGAAGAAGAUGUAACAAUGCUUCGUAUUGAUCAGCUCUGCGAAUCUGCAGAUAGUACUAUUGCAAGUUUAUUUAUGGAUUUGCUUCGUGAUUGCUUAAUGGAAUUGCGUAAAUUUAUUCUGUUACAAAAUUUAACGAAUGGUGCAGAACUUGAAGAAUUAUUAGUCUUUUAUCUCCAAAUAUUAUCCUAUGCUGUUCGUUCAGCCAAAAUGAAAUGUAUUACGUCCAAGUUCAAAGAGAAUUUGCGAUUUAAUUUAUUAGAUGUUCAUGAUAUAUAUUUGCUUCAUACUUCAGUAUUCAUUCAAAUUCUUGCUUUUUGCAAUUCACUCAGGAUUUAUGAUGAUUCUUUAUUUUCUAUGGUACCUAAAGGCAUGAUUCGCCAUUUAAAUAUUUUAUUGCGUUAUCGAACAAGAUUUAACGAUGAUAUCAAUAUUGUUUAUCAAUUAAUUGAUGAAAGUUCUUCGAUCGAUUUUUCGAACGAAUUACGUGUUUGGUCAUCGAAUCAAUCACUAGAAAUUGAAAAUUGCCAAACACUUUUGAAAAAAUGCUUAUUACGAGCGAAAAACCUUUCAACGUAUAGCGAUUUCGACUUGUUUAUCAAUGGUAAUGGUAACAGUACUGAAGAAAAGGUUGACGAGAAUUUGCUAUGGUUUGUUUUUUAA